This is a messenger RNA of Melampsora larici-populina 98AG31, 1491 nucleotides long. RefSeq lists its product as uncharacterized. The coding region runs from base 1 to 1491 and encodes 496 amino acids. The transcript has 3 exons. The record is from RefSeq and is a predicted model, not a curated record. Lineage: Eukaryota; Fungi; Basidiomycota; Pucciniomycetes; Pucciniales; Melampsoraceae.
AUGGCAGCGUGGGCGAACCAUAACAGAGAUGUGGCAGAGACCCUUCAAGGUUUAUUGGAAGCAUAUGAUUUGGGGGGAGGCAGCACGAUAUACAACAUGGUGUCCCUACGAGCCUCAUUUGCCCAAACUAUCCCUUUUGAUAAUCCACACUUCCACCGCCACUUUUCCAUUUUCGCCACCGAGGCUUUGGCCAAAGACCUCAGAGCUAACCGAUUCGUGUAUCCAAUCGGAGGUCAGCCACCUGACCCAGCUUUACCUAUCCAAGACACAAUGCCCUAUAUCUACCCCGUCCACUUGCUUCAGAACUUACGCCCCAACGAUCAGCCGGAAGAAGAUGGAGGACAAGGAGCCCGAAGAGGACUGAGGCGUGAUAUGCCGGGAGAAGGUCUUGAAGGCAGAAGAGAGGAAGGAGGAGGAGGACAACCUGGACAAGAGGAAGAGAACAGGGGAACAGGCGAUGGUCCCGAAGGAAACAACAAAAGGAGCUUGGACGACAAUUCCUCAGACGACAGUUUCCAAGUAUCGAACCCUACCUCUUCUGCAUCUCAUGUUUUCACUUUCAUCAAAACUGCUAAAGCGGACGAACAAGUCCUGCCGCCAGAAGCGAAAGAGAUCACGAAGUUGGUUCUGGAAUACAGAACCCACGAUCUCAACGCAGCUGUCCUCGCGUUUUGCUGGAGGUCAGGGAAACACCACGAUUUUCCCGACGCAUUGGUCAGAGACCUCCUGCAGUAUAAGUUCAUCGAUUUGGAGAAAAUCAACGCAGGGCCAACAGCGUGCAAGUUUGAUGUGUACUCCAAAAAGGACAGCGACCCAGCUUCGAAAAUCAAACCCAAGCCUUUUAAAGAAGCCACAGAGUGGCGCGACGCGGUUUCACUGUCGUAUCCUAGCCAUACCAACGCGGCCAUACCGCUUUAUAUCAUACCUUCACGCAUGUUAACUGUGGGCUACGCCUUUCGCGCUCUGCCGGGGGAUGUUUUUGUUCCGCAGGAUUGUGCAAAGGAUUCCUUCAGGAAAUACGACAGGCAUCUUAGGGAAAUGGAGAAAACCUUUAGAGACAAUGCCAAGCUGACAUUCUCGUGCGCGAUGCGUCCUCAUACACAGGGCAAUUGGUGCAUGGUCGUCAAAUACGACAUACAACUACGCGAAGCGUUCGCCACACGCAGACACCUGUCCUUUGCGGAUUUCGCCAAGGACGAACUUUCUCACCUCAAACACCUGGCACUGGCAGGGAGGGAUGAACAGCAUUCCUCGCACCAAGCCUCAACGUCUGCAUCAGGCUCUACAUCGUCCGCUUACGUGGCUCGCUCGGCUUUGUCGAAGCCUCGGCCCGAUAAGAAGCAACGUACUGAAUCGCCUUGGGCAGGAAAGGUCAAAGAUACAUCGAGCUACCCUCGAAAACAACAAAUAUGUGGAGGUUGGAAUCUCGUAGGUUCCGCAUUACACAUACCCCCCCCCCACCCCUCCCCUCGAGGGAUACCCAACCUCUAA